Ostertagia ostertagi is the source of this 381-nucleotide messenger RNA. The record is from the annotation of a GenBank genome assembly. Lineage: Eukaryota; Metazoa; Nematoda; Chromadorea; Rhabditida; Trichostrongylidae.
AUGUUUCUGCUAUCGACGAAGCAUUCCAUCGAUAGUUCCGCGAACAGCAUGUUGAUGCAGUUUGGGCAAUUCGUCUCCCACGACAUAACGAAGAACGCUCUAGCGAACGUGUGCACGUGUCAGAUGGGAUCGCCUCGUUGCGCCAAUGUUCCUCGUCCUCCUACAGAUACCAUGUACAACCCUUCAGUGAAUCCUGGAGUGCUCAACGAGUUCGCAUCCGCUGCUUAUCGUCUUCAUGGAAUGAUUCAGAGUAUCCCACUUCAUUGGCCUAAUAUUGGAGAGGCUUCAUUGCCACCCCAGCUCGCAGUCCUCAGCGAAUCACAAGUUCCUGUCACGGAGCGCUUGUUUGGAGGAUCGGACAUGGCCACAAUCAAUAUCCAG